GCUUAAAUGUCAUGCAGCAGCCACAGCCUGACCUUUGAGUGACUGAAGCGAUGGCGGCUGUCGGGGCCUUACUGCUUUUACUUUUUCCCAUUUGGCUUGCAAAAGGUUCUUUAGAAAGUAAUGGCGCAAAUGGGCACAAUAACGGACCACGACUGACUGUGCUUCUGGAAGACAGUGAUGUUGAAGGAUCAGGUUCCUGCUUUACGUGUAGCAGCCCCCCCUUCCAAACACCUCCUCCAGGACUGCUAUCACCACCAGUAAGACUGGUGACAACAUCACUAGCACCACCCCAGAGCCCAUCAACAGUAUGGCUACCAGUAUCGAUUCCACGUCCAGCAACAGCAUGGCCGCCAUCCACACAGCCAAAAGAUUGCCCACCUAUACUGCCACUAGGGCCGUGGAGGGCAAACUGGUGGCGUUGCUAUCAUCCACCCCAGCGUCCAACAACAGUAAGGCCGCCGCCGUCGCCCCAGCCCUCGGUGACCGUGAGGCCACCGCCGUCGCCCCAGCCGUCGCCCCAGCCCUCGGUGACCGUGAGGCCGCCGCCGUCGCCCCAGCCCUCGGUGACCGUGAGGCCGCCGCCGUCGCCCCAGCCCUCGGUGACCGUGAGGCCGCCGCCGUCGCCCCAGCCCUCGGUGACCGUGAGGCCGCCGCCGUCGCCCCAGCCCUCGGUGACCGUGAGGCCGCCGCCGUCGCCCCAGCCCUCGGUGACCGUGAGGCCGUCACCCCAGCCCUCAGGGAUGCAGCAGUCUUCACAGCCAACAGACUGCCCACCUAUAUUGCCACUGGGGCCAUGGAGGGCAAACUGGUGGCAUUGCUAUCAUCCACCCCAGCGCCCAACAACAGUAAGGCCACAAUCACCUCCCACCCAGAGCCCAGUGACCGUGAGGCCAUCACCGCCCACCCAGAGCCCAGUGACCGUGAGGCCAUCACCUUCCCAGCGCACAGAGCUGCAGCAGUCAUCCACACAGGCAACAAAUUGCCCACCUAUAUUGCCACUAGGGCCAUGGAGGGCAAACUGGUGGCAUUGCUAUCAUCCACCCCAGCGCCCAACAACAGUAAGGCCACAAUCACCUCCCACCCAGAGCCCAGUGACCGUGAGGCCAUCACCGCCCACCCAGAGCCCAGUGACUGUGAGGCCAUCACCUUCCCAGCGCACAGAGCUGCAGCAGUCAUCCACACAGCCAACAGACUGCCCACCUAUACUGCCUCUAGGGCCAUGGAGGGCAAAGUGGUGGCGUUGCUAUCAUCCACCAGGACACCUGACUCAAAAUGGUGCUCACUAAGCCUUUGAAGACACAGUGGGCGUAGUGCAACCAGAGUAGGAAAAGGUAAACUGUUUUUUUUGGUAAUCUGAAAAGGAUCCCACACUGCAUCUAGAUCUCACAUUGCAUGUCAGCUUGGAAUGUAGAGAGUUUGGGAAAAAAAAUCUUUUUAGUAUCAGGUUGGAAUAAAACAGAUGUUUGUAACUAAUGUCUUUGAAAUAAACUGCUAACAAAUAUGCAA
Molecule: messenger RNA, 1506 nt
Organism: Betta splendens (Siamese fighting fish)
Lineage: Eukaryota; Metazoa; Chordata; Actinopteri; Anabantiformes; Osphronemidae
Product: nischarin-like
Exons: 3
Coding region: 308-1294 (328 amino acids)
Source: RefSeq, a predicted model, not a curated record